AUGUCGAAGGCGGACCUGAUCAAGAGCCUCAACAGCAAGAUCGGAGCGACCGAGGCCCAGAAACAGAAGCACACCAAAGACAACGAGGAGGAGAAGUACCACAACAUGGACAUCAACGCCCUGGCGGAGGAGAAGUUGCAGGCCGGCAAGUACGCAGGGAAGACUUGCAAGACAGUCUACGAGAGCGAUGCCCAGUACGUGAAGUGGCUGGCCGAGCACCAGGGGGACAACGUCAAGUUCAUGAACCUCAUGGUGUAUGCCACGAGAAUGAUCCCCAAGCCAUCGCCCACGACACCGCAGAGUUCUGGAAGCAUGCAGAUGCACGACGUGAUGAGUGCCGGAAGCUUCGCGGACUUUCUCGAAGCGGAUCCCGGCGCGCCGCUCCCCGGUCCCGUCGGUCAGAUGGUGCUGGCUCUCCAGGACGUGGCCCGCAACAUGAAGCAGCAGGUGGAGCAACUGGAGCAGGCCAAUCAGACCCAGCAGCAGGCGAUCUACCAAUGCCUCUCGCAGAGCAUGGCAAUGCAAGAGCAGCUCGAGGACCUCAACCGCCGCCUCACGGUCAUGGAGCAGAACAUGGCGCCCGAGCUCAAGUGA
Messenger RNA from Symbiodinium necroappetens, 594 nucleotides. Lineage: Eukaryota; Dinophyceae; Suessiales; Symbiodiniaceae. The record is from the annotation of a GenBank genome assembly.